Messenger RNA from Encephalitozoon hellem ATCC 50504, 462 nucleotides. RefSeq lists its product as uncharacterized. NCBI's taxonomy places the organism in Eukaryota, Fungi, Microsporidia, Unikaryonidae. The coding region runs from base 1 to 462 and encodes 153 amino acids. The record is from RefSeq and is a predicted model, not a curated record. The transcript has a single exon.
AUGGAGGGAUUUAUUCAUAAGAUAAAUAAUCUUCUAAAGAAUCCCAGGUUAGAAGAUAUACUUACCGUAUUUGAGAUUGAUGGGUACAUAAGGCUAAACAGGGUGUAUAUAUCUCCGUUUUCCUUAAGGCAGCUCUUAAUCAAGCUGGUAGGGCUGGAUUUGGUUUCUUGGCAGAUGACGCCAAGUGGGUUAUUCUUUCAGUUCAGGGCAUUCUGUCUUAAGUUUUAUGGGACUGUGAACAUAGUAGUUAAACAGAAGGUAUUCUGUAUAGAGAUUGACUUUGACCCUAGCAUCGAUGGGGGCGCAGGGGUUCCAGUACUCAGAGAGCUGGAGAGAUAUCUAAAGGGAUGUGACGCAUUGUUUUUCAUGACAUACUUCAUGGACAUCGAUAAGGAAAUACUGCACAAUCCACUUUCUGAGAGCUUAGAUUUCUUGUACAGGAAGAAUUCCAUAAGGAAAUAG